AUUGACAAGGGGUGCAGAAAAUAAUUAUUCUUUAAUCUUUUUAUGGGUAAUUAUUUAAGUGCUUAGAAUUUUCCUGCAAACAAAUAAUUGCACUUAGUGUAUGUUUUGAUAAUCCUUCUUAUCUUAAGAAUUCUUGUUUAUAAAUAUUCUUGUCAGUGACCACUUGAUGAUAAGUCUUGAACAGGCUGCUACAAAAAUCCAGGUGCAAUGUUGCCCAACCUCAGUUGUCGCCUAACCGUUGUACGAUGAAGAAUCGAUUCCUCUUGGCUUUAAUUUUUUUGGUGGUUGCGGUUUUAAUUUCUCAAUCAACCGCUGCUAAUAUAAGGUCGGGCGAUUUUGAUUUUUAUAAACUAUAUAAUGAUCCUGAGGCGCAUAUAAGUCUUAAGGGGAGACGCACAACAAGUGAUCGUAUGGCCGCCCAUGGAUAUCCGGCGGAACAUCAUCAUAUCGUUACCGAGGAUGGAUAUAUCGUAGGAGUUUUUCGGAUACCAUACUCCCAUAAACUACAAAAUCAGAAUGAGUACCGUCCCAUUGUGCUUAUUCAGCAUGGCUUGACGAGCUGCUCGGAUGCCUGGGUAUUGAAUGGCCCAGACGAUGGCUUGCCUUAUUUACUGGCGGAUGCCGGGUACGAUGUUUGGCUUGGAAAUGCUCGCGGCAACACUUACUCUAGGAAUCACACGAGUCUGUCCACAGAACAUCCGUAUUUCUGGCGAUUCAGUUGGCACGAGAUUGGUCACUAUGAUAUAGCAGCCAUGAUAGAUUACGCCCUCAAAACAAAUGGACAAGGUCAGAAGGCAAUCCAUUACGUGGGUCACUCACAGGGAACUACAGUAUUUUUCACGUUGAUGUCCACACGUCCCGAAUACAAUGAGAAGAUCAAAACUGCUCAUAUGUAUGCUCCCAUUGCGAUAAUGACCAACUUGGAGAACGCAUUUGUGCGCGCUGUGGCUCCUUAUCUGGGUCAACGAAAUGCAUAUUCUUUAUUGUUUUCCUGUCAAGAAUUUAUACCUAAUAAUGAUUUCUUGUUGGCGUUACUUUUUAACUUCUGUGAGCCGGAUCAGAUGUUGCGACCAAGUUGCGAGAAGGUAAUGGAAAAUAUUUAUGCUAAAGACCGUAAAAACAAGACUGCCUUACCCGAGGGAUUAGCAACACAUCCAGGCGGUUGUUCAACCAAUCAGAUGAUACAUUAUCUACAGGAACAACAGUCUGGACAUUUUCGGCAGUACGAUCAUGGAACAGCAAAGAAUCUGGAAAUCUAUGGUUCAGAAACACCACCCGACUACCCAGUUGAAGAAAUAACUUCUAAAGUUUACUUAUGGUAUGGACUCAAUGAUAAUCUUGCUGCAGUGGAAGACGUUCUCGCUUUGGCGGAUCGACUUCCCAAUAGAGAGGUGCGACUUAUUGAGGAUCCUCUAUGGGACCAUAUUGAUUUUGCAAUGAACAUGGAGGCUCGCAAAUAUUUAAAUGAUCCAGUUAUUGAGAUAAUGCAAGAGUUUGAGAAUGACAAUAAUUAAGUGUGAUUAUGUAUUAUUUAAAAAGUAUGUAGAUAUACAUAUAUUUUUAGAUUUAGCUUUAAAAUAUUUUUAUGUAUCAUUUAUCAACUAUUUCACAACGAGGAAAAACUGACGUAUACGUAAUUUUUCAUUUAGAUCAAUUUAUCUUUACGCGAAGAUAUGUAUUUUUUACAAAUGCCGAUGUUAUUAUCAUCACACAAAGAUCUUUAAUUUUACAAUGUACCGACUAACUGAAAAAAUACCUAUUUUCUAUUGUUGCUGACGUGAAAAGGAUUCGCUUCAAUUUAAUC
Molecule: messenger RNA, 1804 nt
Organism: Drosophila albomicans
Lineage: Eukaryota; Metazoa; Arthropoda; Insecta; Diptera; Drosophilidae
Product: lipase 3-like
Exons: 3
Coding region: 246-1514 (422 amino acids)
Molecular function (GO): hydrolase activity, acting on ester bonds
Source: RefSeq, a predicted model, not a curated record